This is a messenger RNA of Didymodactylos carnosus, 1884 nucleotides long. The record is from the annotation of a GenBank genome assembly. NCBI's taxonomy places the organism in Eukaryota, Metazoa, Rotifera, Eurotatoria, Philodinida, Philodinidae.
AUGGCAUGGGCUGAGGCGCAAUAUAGCGAAUACACAGCGAACGAAAUUGAAGCAAGAAACACUGAUCCAGCAUGGGUCGAAGUUCGAGAUCAACAUAUAUCGUACCAAGGGGCCAAAGAAGUUGCUGAAGCACUGAAAAUAAAUUCAACGUUAACAAGUCUUGAUAUUGGAAAUAACAGUAUAUCGAAAGAAGGGGCCAAAGCAAUUGCAGAGUCAUUGAAGCUAAACACAACAAUAAAAACUGUUAAUAUUGGAAAUAACAAUAUGUCUGAUGAAGGGGCUAAAGCAAUUGCAGCAGCACUGGAAGUAAAUUCAACGAUAACAAUUCUUAAUAUUGAAAGGAAUAGUAGAUCAUCUAUGUGGGAUAGUAUAUCGUAUGACGGGGCCAAAGCAAUUGCAGGAGCACUGAAAGUAAAUUCAACAUUAACAACUCUUAAUAUUGAAGGGAACAAUAUAAGGAAAGAAGGGGCCACAGCAAUUGCAGACGCACUGAAAGUAAAUUCAACAUUAACAACUCUUAAUAUUAGACGUAAUAAUAUACCGGAUGACGGGGUCAAAGCAAUUGCAGAGUCAUUGAAGGUAAACACAACAUUAACAACUCUUAAUAUUGGAGAUAACGGUAUAUCGGAUGAAGGGGCCAACGCAAUUGCAGCAGCACUGAAAGUAAAUUCAACGAUAACAAGUCUUGAUAUUGACAAUAGCAGUACAUCGGAUGAAGGUACCAAAGCAAUUGCAGAAGCAUUGACAGUAAAUUCAACGAUAACAAGUCUUAAUAUUGGACGUAAUCAUAUAUCGGAUGAAGGGGCCAAAGCAAUUGCAGGAGCACUGAAAGUAAAUUCAACGAUAACAAGUCUUAAUAUUGGAUGGAAUGAUAUAUCGGAUGAAGGGGCCAAAGAAGUUGCAAAAGCAUUGACAGUAAAUUCAACGAUAACAAGUCUUAAUAUUGAAUGGAAUGAUAUAUCGGCUGAAGGGGCCAAAGAAGUUGCAAAAGCAUUGACAGUAAAUUCAACGAUAACAAGUCUUAAUAUUGGAGAUAACAGUAUAUCGAAAGAAGGGGCCAAAGAAGUGGCAAAAGCAUUGACAGUAAAUUCAACGAUAACAAGUCUUAAUAUUGGAUCGAAUGAUAUAUCGGAUGAAGGGGCCAAAGCAAUUGCGGCAGCACUGAAAGUAAAUUCAACGAUAACAAGUCUUGAUAUUGGAGGUAACGAGAUAUCGAAAGAAGGGGCCAACGCAAUUGCAGAGUCAUUGAAGGUAAACACAACAAUAACAACUGUUAAUAUUGGAUGGAAUAAUAUAUCGGAUGAAGGGGCCAACGCAAUUGCAGCAGCACUGAAAGUAAAUUCAACGAUAACAACUCUUAAGAUUGAAACGAAUAGUAUAUCGGAUGACGGGGCCAAAGCAAUUGCAGGAGCACUGAAAGUAAAUUCAACAAUAGCAAGUCUGUAUAUUAGCCGUAAUAAUAUAUCGGGUGAAGGGGCCAAAGCAAUUGCAGAAGCGUUGACAGUAAAUUCAACAUUAACAACUCUUGAUAUUGAAAGAAACGGUAUAUCGGAUGAAGGGACCAUGGCAAUUGCAGAAGCAUUGAAAGUGAAUUCAACAAUAACAACUCUUAAUAUUGAAAGGAAUAGUAUAUCAUCUAUAGGGAUCAAAGCAGUUGAAAAAGCACUGAAGAUUAAUAAAACAUUAGCAACACUUUAUAUUGAAGAUAACAGUAUAUCGAAUCAGUGGUCGAAAUCAGUUGGAGAAGGAUUGAAAAUGAACAGAACAUUAGCAAGUCUUGGUAAUGGAAAUAACAGUAUAUCGGAAGAAACGGCCAAAGCAGUUGAAGGACCAAUGAAAAUGAACUCAGGGUUAACAAGUGCUGACAUUCGAGCAACUGUGUAG